Messenger RNA from Enterobius vermicularis (human pinworm), 507 nucleotides. The record is from the annotation of a GenBank genome assembly. NCBI's taxonomy places the organism in Eukaryota, Metazoa, Nematoda, Chromadorea, Rhabditida, Oxyuridae.
AUGCAUGAUGAGGAGCAAAGUGGUAGACAUGCUAUAGUACAGGUUAUUGGUAUUCCUCGUAUUCCGGAACCAAUAACUUGUGUUGUUGUUGUUGAAUCAGCACUGGUUGUUGUUGAAUUAUUGGUAGCUGUUGAAUCACCUGCUGUUGUUGUUGUUCCAGCACCGGUAAAAAUUGCUGUUGCUGUUGGAUCGGUAUUGAACUUAUCUGUGGUAUCGUUCCGCCAACUUCGUAAUUCUGCUGCUGUUGUUGUAUACAGCUGGGGGUACAAAGUGGCAUACAAAUUUCAACGCAAUGAGCUGUUAUCGGUAUUUCCUGAUGUCGCAGUAUCACUGGGACAUUUGGCUGCGAUGGUUGUGGUUGUGGAAGCGAUGGUUGUGGUUGUGGAAGUGGCUGUAGCUGUGGUGGUUGAUACUGCGGCGGAUAUUGUGGUGCCAAAUUUGGUUGCUGACAACUACAAGUUCCUGUGCAAACGCAUGACGGAGCGCAACAUUCACCCGUCCUCUUGA